GGUCCCACUGGCUCCCCAGCUGACUUCAAUUUUUGCGGCACAUUGUAGUAAGCUUUGCUUUAUUUUUCGAAAUACUUUUUCUGCUAAUAUGUCGGACAAGGCUUUAAAUAUUGGCGAUCAGUUUCCGAACUUCGAGGCCGAGACCAAUGAGGGGAAGAUCGAUUUUUACGAAUGGAUGGGGAAUAGCUGGGCUAUCCUGUUCUCCCAUCCGUCGGACUAUACUCCCGUAUGUACCACGGAAUUGGCUCGUGUUGCAUCCUUGGUUCCGGAAUUCUUGAAGAGGGGCGUCAAACCAAUUGCGUUAUCCUGCGAUACGGUUGAGUCGCACCAAGGAUGGAUCGAGGAUAUCAAGAGCUUCGGCAAGCUCAGAAGCUUCGAUUAUCCCAUCAUUGCCGACGACAAACGUGAGCUGGCUGUGAAGCUCAACAUGCUGGACAAGGAUGAGCUCAACGCGGAUGGCAUUCCCCUCACAUGCCGUGCUGUUUUCAUAAUCGACGAAAAAAAGAAGCUGCGCCUGUCGAUCCUUUACCCGGCGACCACUGGUAGGAACUUUGAUGAAAUACUUCGAGUUAUAGACUCACUGAAGUUGACGCAAACGAAGAGCGUGGCCACGCCAGCAGACUGGAAACCGGGCACCGAUUGCAUGAUCCUGCCAACAGUAAAGACCGAGGACAUUUCGGAACUCUUUCCCAAUGGAGCCGUAUGUGUUGCAGUGCCUUCUGGCAAGUCUUAUCUACGAUUUGCACCCCAACCAUAGGCAUAAUUACCUUUUAAACAUGACUUUAUUACAAAAAAAUAUUAAAAUACAAAUUAACAACAAAAUAA
Molecule: messenger RNA, 825 nt
Organism: Drosophila bipectinata
Lineage: Eukaryota; Metazoa; Arthropoda; Insecta; Diptera; Drosophilidae
Gene: Prx6a
Product: Peroxiredoxin 6a
Biological process (GO): cellular oxidant detoxification; cell redox homeostasis
Cellular component (GO): cytosol; mitochondrion
Molecular function (GO): peroxiredoxin activity
Source: RefSeq, a predicted model, not a curated record